AAAAUCACUCCCCUAAAAAGCUCAAUCUCAUCUCCAUAAACAAAAAUGGCGUUUUACGCAGAUGAAGAUGAAAUAUGGAAAUGUACACAACAUCCUUGUAAACGUCAUCGUACGGGAGUUUGUCCUCUUUGUCUUAAACAACGCUUAUCUGAACUCUGUCCAGAAUGUGCUAGCGUACGCCCUUGCUCAUGUUACGCAACAACUUCUUCAUCUUCUUCAGCAUCUUCCUCAUUCUCUUUUCAUUUCUCCGAUAUUAAUCGGAUCUCAAAUCUAAUCGAGAACGAACCUCCUUUCCAACGGUCUAGAUCUUCCGCUUUUCCUUUCUUCCGCUCCGCUAGAUUCUCCAACGUUGAUGAUAAAAAUUCGGCGGAAAAACUCGCCGGUAAAUCCUCAUUCUGGUCGGUUUUCUUGUGGCAGAAAAAACAACCUAGAACAGAGAAUAUUGAAGCGGAAAUGAAAAGGUCAAGAUCUGUGUCGGUCGUUGUCACCGGGAAUGAAGUUAGAUCUUCAAAAACUGGCAAAGGAUGGUAUUUUCCGAGUCCGAUGAAGGUUUUCCGGCAGUCGAAUAGAACUCCGAAAUUUGUACAUGAACGAUCUCCGUUGCAUCGAGGUUGAAUUUUGAAAUUUUUUACUGGUUUUUUGUUUUGGAAUUGAAGUUUAUUUUGGUAAUCGUGUAAAGUUGUCUUUUCAUUUCGUGGUAAGGAUUAAGGAAGAGAAUAUUGUAGAAGGGAUAGGUAAAAAAAGUUUAUUUUGGAUGUAAAAUGUUAAUAUUGGAAAUACUCCACUUUUCUAUAAAAAUGGAAUGAAUAAUAGUAAGAUUAAAAAUUUGUGUUUCUUAUUGCAUAAGAAUUUGAAUUUAUUUUUAUUGAUUUUCUAUUCCAUUUACUUAAAAAGAAUUAAUGAUUUUUCCUAAUUUAAAUUUCGUAAUUAAUUGACUUAAAUGAGAUACAUAAAUGUAGAAAGUAUUGCAAUUCAAUGGAGUAAUGAAUAUGUUAAUUAAUUAGUGUUAAUUGGUGGUUGAGGUUGAGAAUCUAACUUUAAGAAGUUUAAGAGAUGGGUUGAUGAAAUUUUAAUUCAUUUAGUUAUAAGUGGAAUACUACAAGUCUACAAGUAUGGUCCAUCUAUAAAGUAGAUCAAAUUUUAAUUUAGUUUCAUUGGUUGAGAUAUGAGGAUUUGUUAAUUCAUGAUAAUUAUUAUGCGGUUAAUAUAGUUUAGUUUUAUCAUAGUUGAAGUGACUUUUUUAUGA
This is a messenger RNA of Amaranthus tricolor (Joseph's coat), 1246 nucleotides long. RefSeq lists its product as uncharacterized. Bases 46 to 615 code for a protein of 189 amino acids. The transcript has a single exon. The record is from RefSeq and is a predicted model, not a curated record. Lineage: Eukaryota; Viridiplantae; Streptophyta; Magnoliopsida; Caryophyllales; Amaranthaceae.